Messenger RNA from Carica papaya (papaya), 3802 nucleotides. Lineage: Eukaryota; Viridiplantae; Streptophyta; Magnoliopsida; Brassicales; Caricaceae. The record is from RefSeq and is a predicted model, not a curated record.
UAUUCCCUAAACACUUCCAUCGCGGAGACCCUGGCUUUCAAGUGUCACCUUCCGUAAACCCUCACUGUUUUCUUUUUCUCUGUAGCUUCACUUUGUUAUAGUUAGUACUUUUACCCUAAACAAUCUCUCUCACUCUCUCCCCCUUCGCGCUAAAACCCUAGAAACUUCUCAAUUCUAAUACAAUGGCGGAAACGAUACAGCUGACUCAGCACAUAGAAGCAUUCAUUGACGCUUCUCGAUCGACAACUCAACAGGCUGCAAGUUUAGAUGCAAUUGCUUCUCUUGUGAGAAAAGACGUACUAACAUUAGAAACACUGGUUACAGAGAUGGAAAUGUACUUAACUACUACAGAUAACGUUAUUCGUGCAAGAGGUAUCCUUCUUCUUGGGGAACUGCUUAGACAUCUGGUAUCAAAGCCACUGGACAGUGCUACUAUGCAUAGCCUGAUUGGAUUCUUCACAGAAAGACUGGCAGAUUGGAGAGCUUUACGUGGGGCCCUUGUUGGUUGUUUAGCAUUGAUGAGGCGUAAAAAUGAUGCUGGUAUGAUCACCAUCACUGAUGCAAAAGAAGUUGCAAAGUCUUAUUUACAGAACCUGCAAGUGCAGUCUCUAGGACAGCAUGACCGGAAGCUUUGCUUCGAACUUCUGGAGUGCCUUUUGGAAUGCUAUCCUGAUGCUAUUGCUGCACUGGGUGAUGAUCUUAUUUAUGGAAUCUGUGAAGCCAUUGAUGGAGAAAAGGAUCCUCAGUGCUUAGUGUUGACGUUUCACAUUGUCGAGCUUCUGGCAAAAUUGUUCUCUGAUCCGUGUGGUCUGCUUGCUGGUUUUGCCGGUGACAUUUUUGACAUUUUGAGUUGUUACUUUCCUAUCCAUUUUACACAUCCAAAAGGUCAGGAGGUAGAUGUGACAAGGAAUGAUCUUUCAAGGGCUCUAAUGCAAGCGUUUUCAUCCACACCUAUUUUUGAGCCAUUUGUCAUUCCUUUGCUUCUUGAAAAGCUUUCUUCUUCUCUGCCAGUAGCAAAGGUUGACUCGUUGAAAUAUCUCAGUGAUUGCACUUUGAAGUAUGGAGCAGAGAGGGUGGCUAAACAUCAUGUAGCUAUUUGGUCUUUGAUAAAAGAUACAAUAUGUACUUUUCACACAUCUGUUUUGUCCUUUGCUCCAGAAUCACUUAAUGGUGUGGAGUUUCAGGAGAAUGAAAUUGUAACAGAAUCUCUACGUCUUCUACAUGCACUUGUUAUGCAAAAUCCUUCAUUCGUAAGUUUAAUUAUUGCUGAUGAAGAUAUAAACACAAUCUUCAGUAGCAUCACUAGUUAUCAAAGUUAUGGAGAAAUUCCCCUGCAAAAUAAACAGAAGCUACAUACUGUUGCUCGAAUUCUUUCUGUGUCUAUCAAGGCUUCAAUUGCCUCCUGCAAUCUGGUUUAUCAGAGCUCUUUCACCCGCUUAAUGGACAUUCUGGGACUUUCAGUGAGAAGUUCUUCUGAUGACUGCUUACCCAAUUACAAUUGCACGAUCUCCAGAAGACUUAAUCAUGGAGCUCUAUGUCUUUGUAUUGAACUUCUUGCGGCAUCCAGAGACUUAAUUCUGGGAUCUGAAGAACUUGUGUCAAAAUCUGUUUAUGGAGAUGAGAUAUGGUGCUCCUUAUUAAAAAGCUUUUCGGCUUUGUUAAUUGAAGCCUUCACCUUUUCUAUCAUGGUUACUAAUGAAGAUGGUGAUGAUGGAGAUAAAUAUCUUGGAGUAAAAGGUUUGCAGAUUCUGGGUACCUUCCCUGGUGGCUGUUUACUAAUAUCAAAUAUCAUGUUUGAGAGAAUCUUAAUGGUGCUUCUCUCGGUUGUCACUGAGAAUUAUAACGAUGAGUUGGGCUGGAAACUGGCAUUAAAGGGACUUGUCAACAUUGGCUCAUCUAUCAGGAGAAGUCACGAGUCUGAAAAGGCACAGAGCUAUAUGAGUAUUGUUGUUGAAAAAGUCAUUUCAUUGUCUUCUCUCACUGAUGAUGUCCCAUUUCCUCUCAAACUGGAGGCAGUUUCUGACAUUGGAACUAGUGGAGUGGAUUACAUGCUGAAAAUUGUUAAGGGACUGGGAGAAGUUCUCUGUGCCAAAAUUUCUGAAGUUUAUGUAUGUAUCAAAAUAAGUUCUCUACUUGGUUCUUUCCUGAUGGAUAACAUCAUUGACUCUGAUGACAUCUUCGUGCAAUUUGCUGCUAAUAUCUGGAACCAAGUUGAAAGUUGCAUGGAUCCUAAGAUUCAAAUCCAUGAAGAAGAAGUUCUUGAUGAGGCAAUGAUGGUCAUGAAGCUUGUUGUUGCCGCUUGUUCAGUGGACAGCCAGAACAUAAUAAUCCAGAAAGCUUAUGCCGUACUUUCAUCAAGCACAUUUGAUUUAAAGAAAUCAACAACCAAUAUGCCAAUUUGCCUGGAUGGUCCAAAGAUUAAUAAUAUGUCCAGUAGAGAUGACUGGAUCCUUUCAUUAUUUGCAGCUGUAGUAAUGGCAGUUAGUCCUCAAGCACAUAUUCCGAAUGUGAAAUCAAUGUUGCAUAUGUUUCUGAUACUCCUUCUCAAGGGCCAUAUUCCAGCAGCUCAGGCAUUGGGUUCUAUGCUUAAUAAAAUGAUUUUACAUACCAACACUGGAGACAUUUCAAGUGAUUGUUCCUUGGAAGAAGCUGUGAAUAUAAUUUUCAACACAACUUUGUGGAUUUUCCAUGAUAACAGCUCUCCAAGCACAUCCAGGGGAACUGAUGCAAAUGAGAUGGAUUUAACCACAUUAUGCUACAGUUUUAUAAAGGAUAGAUGCCUUCCAGUCCAUGUUAUUAUUGGACUGGCAUGGAUUGGAAAAGGUUUGCUUAUGCGAGGCCAUGAAAAAAUUAAAGACAUGACUAUGAUCUUUUUGGAGUGUUUACUGUCAGGUGGUGAAAAGAGUGCCCUACUUCCAAGUUCUGAGCAAGAUGUGUGCUAUUCUGUGAUGAAAACUGCAGCAGAUGCGUUUCAAAUUUUUAUGUGUGAUUCCGAAAUUUGUUUGAAUCAAAAGUUCCAUGCGGUGAUACGGCCACUGUACAAGCAGCGCUUUUUCUCAACUAUGUUGCCCAUAAUGAAGUCCUUAGUUGUUAAGGCGAACUCAUCACUCUCUAGACCUAUGCUAUAUCGGGCAUUUGCACAUAUUGUGACGGACACUCCAUUGGUUGUCAUCUUGAACAAUGCCAGAGGGCUAAUUCAAAUGAUGCUAGAUAGCUUGUCCAAUUUAAGCAAUGAUAUUCUGCAUAAAGAUGUUUUGUAUAGUCUACUGCUGAUCCUAUCUGCAAUAUUGACCGACAAAAUGGGACAAGAAGCGGCUACAGAGAAUGCACAUAUCAUCAUUAAUUGCCUCGUUGCCCUGAUUUCUUACCCGCAUAUGAUGCUUGUUCGAGAGACGGCAAUUCAAUCUGUUGCUAUGUCUGGGUUGCCGUAUACAAGAAUUUUCCCCGUGAGAAUUCAGGUAAUACAAGGUGUAGUAAAGGCACUUGAUGACCCAAAAAGAAUUGUUCGUCAAGAAGCUGUCAGAUGCCGGCAAGCAUGGGCAUCAACUGCAUCAAGAAGUCUUCAUUCGUGAGAAUUCAUGGAAAGCAUUUUCUAAGCCAUGCGACAGGGUGGAUACACAUUGCUUUUUUUUUAUUUUUAAUCCUAAAAAUGAAUGCUAUUUGUAAAUAGUUCAGUCAAUUUACUGUAUUUGUAAGAUUAAUUUUUAAAGUAAAUGAGUGUAGAGUAAGAUGGGUAUAAUUGUAACCAUGCUUAAACAGUUUUUUAAAGGAAAACAAUGGAAUUAUGAGUUAGUUCAGUCAA